AUGCUUGAAGGAAUAGACGAAUUUUGUGGUGAACAGUAUUGGAAUCCUGCGAUAUGGGACGAACCGAAAAUUCCGAUUCUCAGUCGAUGCUACCAGCAUACUACACUCAUAUGGUUUCCAACUGUAACACUCUUCCUGAUCGCACCAUUUCUGACUGCUCAAAUUUUCUUUCUCCGGCUGAAUCCUAUUCAAUGGACGAAACGACUUCAAGCGAAAGUCGUACUUUCAUGUAUUCUGAUCGCCGACUCACUUGCAAUGCUUGCUGCCCCCAUUUAUGAGACACUGUUCGAACGAGUUCCUGCUGCAGUAGAAUUCGUUUUCCCGAUCACUCUGUUCCUGGCAAUGGUUAAUUCCGUUUUUCAGAUUGUUCUAACUGCGCUGAUUAUAUCGUUCCGCAACUAUGGAAUAUUGACCUCCGGAGGACUCUUCAUGUGCUGGCUCGUUUUCACAAUUUCCGCUGUCCCUGAGCUUUUGUAUUGGAUUCAACAAGUAUUUUCUCGAACGGAUGAGUGGGAUCUGCUAGAUUAUCCGAGAUGCGUCGCAUUUUUGAUAUGGUUUUUCUGUUGUACCGCGGAAACUUAUCUUCACUGUUUCACUGACAUUUCUCCAGACGGCUACAAAGAACUGAAUGCUCCUCGAAACCCGAGUCCUGAAAAGACAUCUUCCUUUUUGAAUCGAAUCACAAUGUGGUGGUUCGGUGCUUUGUGUCGUCUUGGCGUCCGAAAACCGCUGGAAAUAUCUGACCUCUAUUCGCUUAACGAUGACGAUACAUCUGGAUUGUUGGUUCCCAAAUGGCUGAAUUUAUGGAACUCACUGCAUGAACUGUUUUCAGAAAUCGCUCAAAAUGAUGGGUAUGCAUCUGAAGAAAAACGUCCACUACUCCACGAUUCUCCGGGUCAUUGCGAGCCGAUUCCUUCCAACCAAUCUCAAUACCAGAUUCCUUCGAUUAUCUGGACACUAUUUCUAAUGUUCAAAUGGGAUGUGUGCAUUGCCAUGUUCGUCAAAUUCAUCUCCGACAUCCUUCUCUUCUGUAACCCACUGUUAUUGAAGUCAUUAAUUCGAUUCACUGAGCAAUUGGAUCGUCCGAUGUGGCAAGGAGUGGCUCUGGCAUUCACAAUGUUUUUCUCCGCUGAGCUCUCUUCGAUUCUACUCUCUCACUACUACUAUCUGAUGUUUAGAGUUGGGACUAGAGUUCAAACUUGUCUCACUGCAGCAGUAUAUCGAAAGACAUUGCGCUUAUCAAAUGCAGCUCGUCGUGAGAAGACAGUCGGAGAGAUUGUGAAUCUCAUGGCCAUUGAUGUGGAUCGUUUCCAACAAAUCACACCACAAAUCAUGCAAUACUGGUCGAACCCCCUCCAGAUCGGAUUGGCUCUUUUCUUCUUAUUCCAGCAGCUCGGAGUGUCUGUAUUCAGCGGUGUCGCUGUUAUGGUUCUCCUCUUUCCAAUCAAUUUCGGAAUUACGAUGGUUAUUCGGAAAUGGCAAAUCGCACAGAUGCAGUACAAGGAUGAGCGUACCAAGAUGGUCAACGAAGUGCUCAAUGGGAUAAAAGUGAUUAAGCUGUACGCAUGGGAGCCACCCAUGGAGAACGUUAUCGGAGAUUUGAGAGAGAAGGAAUUGAGCUUCAUCAAGAAGGCAGCGUUCUUACGAACAUUCUCCGAUAUGCUCAAUUGUGCAUCCCCAUUCCUCGUCGCAGUUUCGACUUUUGCCACGUUCAUCUACAUCGAUCCGAAGAAUGUGUUGACUCCGGAAAUUGCGUUCGUAUCUCUGACACUUUUCAAUCAACUUCGCUCUCCAAUGUCACAAGUUGCUGAACUGAUCACACAGACUGUUCAGGUUAUUGUUUCCAACAAAAGACUGAAGGAAUUUUUGAAGUCGGAAGAAUUGAACACACAAGCCAUUGACCACAGAGCCCGUGAUAAUGAUGACGUCAUCGAUAUCAAAAACGCAACUCUGUCUUGGGAAUCCGCAGAAAAUGAUCCAGUUCCUAGUCUACACAAUAUCAGUUAUUCUGUAAAUCGAGGACAGUUGGUCACUAUCGUUGGACGUGUUGGUGCUGGAAAGAGUUCCAUGUUGCAAGCAUUGAUGGGUGAAAUGGAGAAGCUCAGUGGUUCGAUUUCAGUGCACGGAAGAUUUUGCUACGUGCCACAACAACCAUGGAUUCAGAAUAACAGCGUCCGCAACAACAUCACAUUCGGAAAACAGUACAAUGAAUACUUCUAUUUCCGUGUGCUGGAUGCCUGUGCUUUGCAAGUUGAUCUUCUCGCUCUUCCACAUGGGGACAACACUGAAAUUGGAGAAAAAGGAAUAAAUUUAUCUGGAGGCCAAAAAGCUCGCAUAUCCUUGGCUCGUUCUGUCUAUCAGAAUCAUGAAAUUUAUCUGCUGGAUGAUCCUAUGAGCGCCGUUGAUGCUCAUGUCGGAAGCCAAAUGUUCAAUUCGGUGAUUGGUCCAGAAGGAUUGCUGCGUAACAAGACACGAAUUUUAGUGACUAACGAACUGUCUUACCUUGAGCAGUCAGAUUUGAUAAUUGUGAUGAACAAUGGUAGAAUAGAGUAUGAAGGAAAGUAUCGUGAUUUGAUGAAACAAGGAGCUUUCGAACAAUUGCUCGUGGAGUGUGCAAAGGAAGAAAGAGAGAGGCGUGCAACUGAAAGAUCGCAAGACGGUGAUGACGACAAUGCUUCGGAACCAAGAGGCGUGAAUAUCGACGAAGAUUCUGACAUUGAAUACGACGAUGACGUAAUGGGAUCUCCAAUUCUCGAUCAUGUUUUGGGUGUCAGCCAUCUAUCAACCGUGUCAGGAAUUAUCAAUCGCCGCAAAAUGAGCACUUCCUUCCCAAGACAAAACCGUCGGCAUCUAUCUACAAAGUCUCGUACUCAAUCUGUUACAUCAGCUACGGUAAACACUCGGCAACUGACUGGAACUGAAAGAGUGGAAACAGGAAGAGUCAAGAUGAGCACGUACUAUAAAUACUUUGGAGCAAUGGGUUUCCCGAUCGCUGUCACUUUUGUGCUUGGAAUGACAAUCAGCACUAUAAUUUCAAUGGGAAGAAGUUUGUGGCUCACCGACUGGUCAAAUGAUAAUUCUCGUUCGAGAGAUGAUUUGACUGGUAAAACUACUGAAGUUCGUCUCGGAGUUUAUGCUGGUCUCGGAUUCUCCGAAAUUAUCCUGUUGUUCAUUGGUAUGCUUUCCCUUCUCUACGGUGGUGUUUCUGCGUCAAGAAACCUCCAUGCUCCUCUGAUGCGCAACUUGUUCCGUGUUCCAAUGUCAUUUUUCGAUACCACUCCAUUUGGUAGAAUUUUGAAUCGUAUAGGAAAAGACAUCGAGACAGUCGACGUUCUCCUUCCUUUCAAUGUUCAAUUCUUCGCCCAGUGUUUGCUCCAAGUUGUUUCAACGCUCAUCAUCAUCAUGAUUUCGACUCCUGUAUUUGGAAUCGUCGUCAUCCCCCUCUCAUUGAUGUAUCUGAUGGUCAUGCGGUACUACAUUGCCACUUCUCGACAGCUGAAGCGUUUGGAAUCCAUCACAAGAUCUCCUAUCUACAGUCACUUGUCCGAAUCGAUUCAUGGAUCUGCUACCAUCCGUGCGUACGAGCUCACUGAUCGUUUCUGCAAGUUGUCCGAAGAGAAGGUGGAUUCACAUGUUCAAUGCCGAUAUCUGAACUACGUGGCAAAUCGAUGGUUGUCAGUGCGUCUGGAAUUCAUUGGAAACUGCAUUGUGCUCUUCUCAGCGCUAUUCGCUGCUCUUACACGUUCAACAACAACUUCUGGAGUGAUUGGACUUUCGGUUUCGUAUGCUUUGAAUAUCACGACCGUGCUGAAUUUUGCAGUGCGCCAGAUUACAAAGCUGGAAACAAACAUCGUUUCGGUGGAGCGCGUAAUGGAGUAUGCUGAAACUGAAACCGAAGCCGAGUGGAAAUCCGAGCCAGGAAUGGAGCCACCAGAACACUGGCCAUCGGAGGGAAAAAUCGUCAUCAACAAUUUCUCAGCUCGCUAUCGGGAUGGUCUUGAUUUGGUCAUCAAACAGCUGAAUGUAAAGAUCAAUCCACAUGAGAAAAUCGGAAUCGUCGGUCGUACUGGAGCUGGAAAGUCUUCAGUGACCCUUUCACUGUUCCGAAUCAUUGAAGCUGCAGAAGGUCUGAUCACUCUGGAUGGAAUUAACUUGGCAGACAUUGGACUUCAAGACUUGAGAACUAAUCUGACGAUUAUCCCACAAGAUCCAGUUUUGUUCUCGGGAACUUUGCGCUUCAAUUUGGAUCCAUUUGAUCAUUAUUCGGAUGAUGAAAUCUGGAAUAGUCUUGAACAAGCUAAUCUUCGAGAUUUUGUUAUUGCACAGGAGGAAAAACUUGAUUACGUGAUUACGGAAGGAGGUGAUAACAUCAGUGUGGGACAACGUCAACUGGUUUGCCUUGCUCGUGCACUUCUUCGUAAAACCAGAGUGCUCAUCCUAGAUGAAGCCACUGCUGCUGUUGAUGUUUCCACGGAUGCUCUACUUCAAAAAGCGAUCCGUAAAGAGUUUGCAAACUCCACUGUGCUUACGAUUGCUCAUCGUCUCAACACCAUAAUGGAUUAUGACAGAAUCAUUGUUCUGAACAAAGGCCAAGUUGCGGAGUUUGAUAGUCCUAAAAAUCUUCUGGCCGAUUCAACGUCAGAAUUCUAUUCCAUGGCAAGACAAGCAGGUCUCAUCUAA
Caenorhabditis briggsae is the source of this 4680-nucleotide messenger RNA. The record is from RefSeq and is a predicted model, not a curated record. Gene Ontology annotation, molecular function: ABC-type transporter activity; ATP binding; ATP hydrolysis activity. Bases 1 to 4680 code for a protein of 1559 amino acids. NCBI's taxonomy places the organism in Eukaryota, Metazoa, Nematoda, Chromadorea, Rhabditida, Rhabditidae. Gene Ontology annotation, biological process: transmembrane transport. Gene Ontology annotation, cellular component: membrane. The transcript is spliced from 9 exons.